Notolabrus celidotus (New Zealand spotty) is the source of this 1580-nucleotide messenger RNA. RefSeq names its product cytotoxic and regulatory T-cell molecule. Gene Ontology annotation, cellular component: plasma membrane. Bases 92 to 1486 code for a protein of 464 amino acids. The transcript is spliced from 11 exons. NCBI's taxonomy places the organism in Eukaryota, Metazoa, Chordata, Actinopteri, Labriformes, Labridae. Gene Ontology annotation, molecular function: signaling receptor binding. The record is from RefSeq and is a predicted model, not a curated record. Gene Ontology annotation, biological process: positive regulation of natural killer cell mediated cytotoxicity directed against tumor cell target; cell recognition; detection of tumor cell.
GGCUGAUGAUGUCAUGGUAGAUCUCUCAGCGGAGUACAAAACAUGGUCGUCAUGAGGAAAUAAGACAGUUUGUUGUAAGUAAGCGACAGAGAUGAAACUGCAGCUCAGCGUCUUCACAGUCCUCAUACAGGUUUCACUUGCGGCGCAGCAGCAAGUGACUGUGAUGAAAGGUCAAACAGUCCACUUGAGCUGCCCAAUCACUGCAGCUCACCAGAACAAUGUGGAGUGGAGGAACCCUGAAAAUUAUAUCAUGUUCUUCAGUAAGAAUAAAGCUUUGAAGGACAAACGCUACACCAUCAACAAACUCUCUGAGUCUGAAUUCUCCAUCAGUAUUUCUAAUGUCACCUUUAAAGAUGGAGGCACUUACACAUGCCUUCAGUACAGCCACCCCACAACAGAGACAAAAGUGGAGGUCACUGUUGUAGGUUAUCCCAAAAUGAGUGUAGCAAAGCAUGAGGGAAAGUCUGCCAUAAAGUGUACUGCUGAGGGGAACCACUACCCUCCCCAGAUCUCCUGGAAAUUUAAUGAUGGGCCAGAGUUUCAUCGUACAGCUCAGGCCCAAGUGGUCCGCGAGGACAAAAAAUAUGUCUCAACGGAAGUACUAAGUGUCCUCCCUGGAAAGAAGAGAGAAACAGUGAGAUGCCUUGUUCGACAUCCAGCUCUGCAUUCACGUCAUCUUAUGAACUUUGUGAAAAUUGGACCAAAGAUAGCACAGUUCCCCUUCUCAACUACGACAAGCCCUCCCACAGCUCUGUCAACAGGGUCAACAGAGGUGCUGAGAACACGCAGCACCACCAGAGCAAUGGUUAACCAUACACCCACAGAUGUGAGGGGGACAUCAUCAGAAAACUCUGAAAGGUUAUCAACUUCUGAGGUGACAGCACCCACUGGAUUUCCUCUGAAGCCUGUUACAUCCACUCACUCACCUCUUAGCCAUACAGAUGACUCAACACGAUUGACAUCAUCCUCUUCAACCAGUAGGACGAAUGGCACUGACAGUAAUGCAACAAGCACAACAGGCUGGAUAUCUAUUGCUAAUAAAACAGAGGAGAUUGGUGCAGAAGGAAACAGAACAGUGGGUUCAGACAUCCCCAAGAUGCAGGCUGGAGCUGCAAGAAGUUCAUCAUUACUGGUUCUCCUGGUGACAUGCCUGAUAGUCUGUCUCCUUGUGGUGGUGAUUUUUAUCACCAUCAAACUAAGAAGAGCACAUAUUGCCUGGAAGAGAGAGAAUGAAGACUCCAAUCCGUCAGAGGAGAGCAGCAAAUCAAAGUCAAGCCAGGAAGAGAAGAGUAUUCAGCAACAAAGGCGCAGGGGGCUCUUAAACACGGAAUUCACAAAGUAUGUUGUUGAUGAACAAACUGCGACCACCACAGCGACCACCACAGCGAAUGCAUCUCCGGAGAGCAUGCAUCAAAAGCAGACUCCUCAACCUCAAAUGCUGGGAAGAACUUUAGCCAAGUGUGACGUAAAGGAGACAGAGCUUUAACAAUCAAUGAAAUAGUACAUUCAUGAUGACAGAAUUUGUAUAACUAUGUGAAUGUAAAUACUACUGUGUAAUAUUUGUAUAGAUUUGUUUUUGA